AUGUCACAGACGAGAGUUGAGUACUUGGUGGAGACCAAAGCGAAGGACAUCGCCGGCACCGGAAUCGUAUGGUUACCCAAACAAGGCCUGUCUAGAGAACUGCGCUUCUUGUGUGCAGUGAGUUCAGCUGGUCAAACAUCCGGAUCGGUUCGCAACUACAGUUCAACUGUGGAAGAGUGUCUGACCGGGGUCGUAGCUGCUAUUUUCAUCGUACACGAUCAGCUUUCUGUAUCCCUGGAUCGGCUUAUUAAGGUCCAACCGAUCACACUAGGUCCCGAUCCUAUCUCUAUCCCGGUACUAACGUCCCCUAUGAGUACUGUCUGUCUGUCUACCUCACAACCCUCAAUGCUUAGCGCUCCCAUCAAUGGAGAUACGGGUUCGUCGCGUCGUGCAUCGUGUGCAUCCUCGUUAAGUGCCAGUCCGUGUUCAUCUGGGUACUGUGCCGUUCCGGACGCAGAUUUCACAUACAAUCGACGAAUAGCUCUCUACUCGGAUAACACGCUUAUUCUCUGGUUAACCGAGCCCCAAUCUUCCACAUUCAGUGUACCUUCUGACAUUGACAAGAGGUCUGUUACGUCCGCAACUGCGGCUGCCGGGACACCGAUUCCGGCCCCGUGCACUACUUCGGGUACAGACGGUUCCAACGAAAUUGCCCGAUCCAUUCUGGCUUUUUUCCAGCUAAAUCCGACCAGUGAUGCUACCGAAUCAAACACCACUACUACUUCAACAGCACCGCGCUACAUCUCAGUUCGCUUACUGACCUAUACUAAUCGGUUAGGACCAAUAAACUCAUUGGUUUUGGUCCCACUCCGACCGCUGCAUAUAUCUUCCAUAUCAACUCGACUUUCACCUUUCAAGCCUGCUGACCUCGUGGGGCAUCGUGUUGGAAAUGGUGGACUGGGUUUGGAAAUCUGGGUACAGCGCUCAUUGCCUGGCCGACUUCGAGAUAGCACACCAACUUUGGUACUUCUGUCCACGCGACCACUGUGCGGUGAGUUCUUCUCAUUUUUGUGCACCUCGAUUGGUUUAUUUUGGUCAUGUGGUCCGAAAAUUGCAGUGAAACAGUCGAUCGGGUAG
Echinostoma caproni is the source of this 1077-nucleotide messenger RNA. The record is from the annotation of a GenBank genome assembly. NCBI's taxonomy places the organism in Eukaryota, Metazoa, Platyhelminthes, Trematoda, Plagiorchiida, Echinostomatidae.